AUGGCAUGGGGACAGGGAUCAAGUGCAAGGGUCAGGAGGCAAGGCUCUUCUGGUUAUUUGUGGGAUGAUGAAAUGUUGUCAGCUGAAGCAGAACCAAACCAAUCAUGGUCACCUUAUGAUGUUGAUCAGGGAGAGUCACAAGAUUGGUCCAUUCAAAGGGACCCACCUUCCUCAAGGGACCUUACAUGUGGGUUAUAUACAUUGGUUUCACACUACUUUUUCUCCUAUCAAACCCAUGGACGAGGGAAAAUUGAUGACACUGUGAAGGAGGCGACGUUUACAGAUCUGGAUGGCGACGACGAGAUUGGCGAUCAGAUCAAGGGUUUACAGAUCAAAGUUGGUUUGGGUUGUCCGGAGUCAUCCGUUGUUCCGUUCUCUUUUACUUACUCUGAUGAGAGGUGGUAG
Lactuca virosa is the source of this 405-nucleotide messenger RNA. Lineage: Eukaryota; Viridiplantae; Streptophyta; Magnoliopsida; Asterales; Asteraceae. The record is from the annotation of a GenBank genome assembly.